Molecule: messenger RNA, 2436 nt
Organism: Eutrema salsugineum
Lineage: Eukaryota; Viridiplantae; Streptophyta; Magnoliopsida; Brassicales; Brassicaceae
Product: TPR repeat-containing thioredoxin TTL2
Exons: 7
Coding region: 211-2436 (741 amino acids)
Cellular component (GO): cytoplasm
Molecular function (GO): protein binding
Source: RefSeq, a predicted model, not a curated record
UUUUACAUCGCAAGAUCCCAUCUUUCCCUUCUCUCUCCUCUCCCGUUGAUGCAUUGAUCAGAAUAUCUGAUCAUACUUUGCAUCUUGGUCCGCCAUUGACGGUCAUUUAGUUUCAUUCCGGAGAUAAACGCUAGGGAAAUUUGGGAUUCAGGCGAUCAUUUUCGACGAUCAUUUUGUCAUAAGUUUUUCUCGUAACCUUGCAGAGACACAAUGUUGAAGACCAAUAAACUCGUACCGCAACAUGACACUCUCGCCGAUAAGCUUCACGAAUCAUUGAAUAUGGAAAAUGAUAAGGAAGAUACUGUUAAUGUCGAUCUUGGAUCACCAAUUACUCCGCUUCAGACUCGUCCGAGUGGACUCACCUCUAGUAGCUGCAGUUCUAGCUCCUCUGGAUCCGUAACGGGUCGUGCUGCUCACUCUCCGGCUUCAAGAAAACCCGAUUCCGGUCGAUCAAAUCCCUCCUCCGUGCAAUCUUCUAAACCCACCGCUCCCUCCGCCGCUCUAUCGGGGUCCGCCGCCGCUAAACCUUCCAGGUACACCGCUUCCUCCGCCGCUCAUUCUUCUCCCGCCACCGCUAAAUGUUUUAAGGCCACCACUUCCUCCGGCGCUCACUCGCGGCCGAGCAGUGCCUCCUCCGGCGCCAAAGCUGGGUCAGGCAGUAGCAGCCCAAAACACACGAACCCGAGACGCUCUGUUUCGUCGGAGUCAGGAAAACCAUCGGGAAAAAUGUCAACUUUACCGCCGCAGCAGGUCAAGAUAGUUCCCGGCGGGAACCUUUUCCCGUCGGGAAAGGUACAGAUCACAGGUAUGACUCAAGGAAUCCCGAAAAGCAUGGUUCUUGGACCAGGUGCCAAAUCAUACGGAUACGGUAGCGUAAUUCGAGGAAACAGCUCCUCUCCUUCGAAGCCAACGACGACGACGUCGUUUGGUUCUUCGUCUCGUUCACUCGUAACCGCCGGUUACUUUACCGGCGGCUCAGACGCGGAUACGAAAGUGGUGACGACUUGUUCGAAUCCAGAGGAAGUAAAGAGAAUUGGGAACGAAAUGUUCAAGAAAGGUUGUUUCAGUGAGGCUUUGAGGUUUUACGAUCGAGCAUUAGAGCUCUCACCGACCAAUGCUACUUACCAUAGCAACCGAGCAGCUGCAUUGUCGGGUUUGGGUCGGAUUGGGGAAGCUGUGACUGAGUGUGAAGAAGCUAUUAGAUUGGAUCCAGAUUUUGCUAGAGCUCAUCAACGUUUAGCCACUUUGCUUCUUAGAUUAGGUCAGGUGGAUAAUGCCGGGAAGCACUUUUUCGCGGUGGAGGAACCAUCGGAUCCGGUGGUGGUGAAGUUGCUUGAACUAGUAGAUAGACACUUGAGCAAAUGCGCAGAUGCAAGAAGACGCGGUGAAUGGCAUAUUGUUUUGACAGAAGUAACUGCAGCCAUGGUGUCUGGAGCUGAUUGGUCUCCUCAGCUAACUAUGUGUAAAGUGGAAGCACUACUGAAACUCUUACGGCUUGAUGAUGCUCAAACAGAACUAGCAUUUGUCCCCAAAGUAGAACCAUUCCCUGCCUCUUUCUCACAUACUCGGUUUUUCGAUAUGAUAUGUGAAGCCUACACAUUUUAUGUCAAAUCCCAAAUGGAGUUGGCUCUAGGACGGUUUGAAAAUGCAAUUACAGCUGCAGAGAAAGCUUUAAAGAUUGAUCCAAGAAACAGUGAGAUUGAGACGUUUUAUAGAAAUGUUAGAUUGAUUACUAGGGCGCGUGAUCGUGGUAACGAUCUUUAUGAACUGGAAAGAUACACUGAAGCAGGAGCAGCUUAUGCAGAAGGCCUUAAGUUUGAUCCAUAUAAUGCUACUCUAUUCAGUCAUAGAGCAGAUUGUUUCUUUAAGGUUGGGAUGUGGGAGAGCUCAAUCGAAGAUUGUAGCCAUGCAUUGCUCAUCCUACCGAGUUACACAAAGCCUCUUCGUCUAAGAGCUGCAUCAUACAGCAAGCUGGAAAGAUGGGCUGAAGCUGUGAGCGAUUAUGAAACUUUGAGAAAGGAGCUGUCUUAUGACAAAGAAGUUGCUGAGUCUUUGUUUCAUGCUCAAGUUGCAUUGAAGAAAUCUCGCGGAGAAGUAGUUCUAAACAUGGAAUUUGGAGGAGAAGUUGAAGAAAUUUUUAGUCUUGAAGAGUUAAAAGCUGCAUUGACCCGACCUGGAGUUUCCAUUGUACUAUUUAUGAGAGCUUCUGAUCAACAUUGCAAAGAUAUGUCUGUUUUCAUGGACGCACUCUGUAUUCGUUACCCAUCUCUGCACUUCCUUAAGGUAGAAAUCGAGAAAUGUCCAUUAGUGGGUGAUGCAGAGAAAGUGAGAGUUGUACCAGCAUUCAAAAUCUACAAACUUGGGAUUCGGAUGAAGGAGAUUGUGUGUCCAAGCAGGGAAGCACUGGAGAAUUCAGUGAGGCACUAUGGCCUUUAG